This is a messenger RNA of Solanum dulcamara, 1667 nucleotides long. RefSeq names its product high affinity nitrate transporter 2.4-like. Lineage: Eukaryota; Viridiplantae; Streptophyta; Magnoliopsida; Solanales; Solanaceae. Gene Ontology annotation, biological process: nitrate transmembrane transport; cellular response to nitrate. The record is from RefSeq and is a predicted model, not a curated record. The coding region runs from base 1 to 1593 and encodes 530 amino acids. Gene Ontology annotation, cellular component: plant-type vacuole membrane; plasma membrane. The transcript has 3 exons. Gene Ontology annotation, molecular function: nitrate transmembrane transporter activity.
AUGAGUAAUAUUGAAGGAUCACCAGGUAGUUCUAUGCACGGUGUUACUGGUAGAGAGCCGGUUCUUGCAUUUUCAGUAGCUUCCCCAAUUGUACCAACUGAUACUUCUGCCAAUUUUAAAAUUCCUGUUGAUUCUGAACAUAAGGCUAAAGUUUUUAAAUUUUAUUCGUUUUCGAAACCUCAUGGCCUAACGUUUCAACUCUCAUGGAUUUCAUUUUUCACUUGUUUCGUUUCGACUUUUGCUGCUGCCCCUUUAGUCCCUGUUAUUAGGGACAAUCUUAAUUUAACUAAAAUGGAUGUUGGUAAUGCUGGAGUUGCCUCUGUUUCGGGUAGUAUCCUGUCUAGGCUCGCGAUGGGCGUGAUUUGUGACAUGUUAGGUCCUAGAUAUGGUUGCGCGUUUCUUAUAAUGUUAUCAGCCCCUGCUGUUUUUUGUAUGUCUUUUGUGUCAUCGGCUGGGGGUUACGUUGCUGUGAGGUUUAUGAUUGGAUUCUCACUCGCGACAUUUGUGUCAUGUCAGUAUUGGAUGAGUACGAUGUUUAAUAGUCAGAUUAUUGGACUUGUUAAUGGGACAGCUGCAGGAUGGGGGAAUAUGGGUGGCGGUGCUACUCAACUUAUUAUGCCUUUGCUCUACGAUAUAAUACGUAGAGCGGGGGCCACUCCAUUUACUGCUUGGAGAAUUGCAUUUUUUAUUCCUGGAUGGCUUCAUGUUAUUAUGGGGAUUUUGGUGUUAACUCUUGGCCAAGAUUUACCUGAUGGUAACCUUGCUUCUUUACAAAAGAAAGGUGACGUUUCUAAAGAUAAAUUCUCAAAGAUAUUAUGGUAUGCUGUAACAAAUUACAGGACAUGGAUCUUUGUCCUGCUCUACGGAUACUCCAUGGGAGUUGAAUUGACUACAGAUAACGUGAUUGCUGAGUACUUCUUCGAUAGAUUUGAUUUGAAGCUUCACACGGCUGGAAUCAUCGCUGCAACGUUUGGUAUGGCUAACCUAUUAGCGCGACCAUUUGGAGGAUGGUCAUCGGAUGUUGCAGCCAAACAUUUCGGGAUGAGAGGCAGACUAUGGAACCUAUGGAUUUUACAAACAGUUGGAGGAGUAUUCUGCUUACUUCUUGGAAGGGCUAACACACUUCCCCUGGCUAUUACUUGGAUGAUCAUAUUCUCAAUAGGUGCACAAGCAGCAUGUGGUGCAACAUUUGGUGUUAUUCCCUUCAUUUCGCGACGAUCAUUAGGUAUACUCUCGGGUAUGACUGGAGCUGGAGGCAAUUUUGGUUCGGGAUUGACACAAUUACUAUUUUUCACGAGCACAAAGUACUCGACAGGAACAGGGCUAACGUACAUGGGGAUCAUGAUCAUCGCGUGUACGCUUCCAGUAUCUUUAGUUCAUUUUCCACAAUGGGGUAGUAUGUUUUUGCCUCCAUCUAAAGACCCUGUUAAAGGUACUGAAGAACAUUAUUUCACUUCUGAGUACACUGAGGAUGAGAAGAAAAAGGGGAUGCACCAAAACAGUAUCAAGUUCGCCGAAAAUAGCCGGUCGGAGCGUGGCAAGCGUGUGGGUUCAGCAUCUACUCCGCCUAAUGUAACGCCAAAUCGCGUGUGAUGGGGAAAAAAAUUUACUCGCACUUCAUGUUUGUACAACAUAAUAACGUGUGUGAUAUAUGCCUUUUAAUUUGA